Molecule: messenger RNA, 1337 nt
Organism: Sorghum bicolor (sorghum)
Lineage: Eukaryota; Viridiplantae; Streptophyta; Magnoliopsida; Poales; Poaceae
Product: methylsterol monooxygenase 1-1
Exons: 5
Coding region: 135-1016 (293 amino acids)
Biological process (GO): sterol biosynthetic process
Molecular function (GO): iron ion binding; C-4 methylsterol oxidase activity
Source: RefSeq, a predicted model, not a curated record
CCCGGUAUAAAGAAGCACCCAGAGCCCCCAAACCCGGAGCGGCCAUAGUUGCUUAGACAAGAAAACCGCGCGUGAAGCAAGUACUAGCACACACACGUACAGCAGGUCGCCUGAGGACCAGGCUUGGUAGCUAGAUGAUCCCCUACGCGACUGCGGCGGAGGCUGAGGCAGCGUUGGGGCGCGCCAUGACGUGGGCCGAAGCGGCGUGGUACCAGUACUCGGCGGUGAUGCCAGAUUCCUGGCUGCACUGCCACACUACAUUUAUCCUGUUCGUCAUAUACACCAUCGCCCCGCUGCCCCUCCUGGUCCUCGAGCAGUUCGCUCCGUCGGUCGUGCUGCCGUACAAGCUGCAACCCCGGGUACGGCUACCUCCGGCGGCCUCCCUCAGCUGCUACAUGGACGCGGCCUGCAUCUUUCCCCUCGCCGUUGCCCUUCAGUUCGUCUGCUAUCCUGCGCUCGCCAAGAUACUAAGGACUCGAAUGGGGCUGCCGUUGCCGUCGGUCAGGGAGACGAUUGCACAGAUAGUGGUAUACUCCCUCGUGGAGGAUUACCUCAGCUACUGGAUCCACCGUCUUCUGCACACCGAGUGGUGCUACCGAAAGAUCCACCGCGUCCACCACGAGUUUACGGCUCCAACAGGCUUCGCCAUGUCAUAUAGCCACUGGGCCGAGAACGUCGUCCUUUCUAUCCCCGCCUUGGCCGGCCCCGUGCUCGUGCCAUGCCACGUCACCACACAAUGGCUAUGGUUCUCCAUCCGCCUAAUUGAGGGCAUCAACACGCACAGCGGUUACCAUUUCCCAUUCAGCCCUUCCAGGCUGAUUCCAUUCUAUGGAGGGGCAGCAUACCAUGACUAUCAUCACUACGCAGGAGGCCGUAGUCAAAGCAACUUUGCUCCUCUUUUCACCUACUGCGAUUAUAUAUAUAGGACAGACAAAGGCUACAGAUACCACAAGCUAAAGCAAGAGAAGCUGAAGAAUCUAGCAGAAUGUAGUGCGGAGAAAGGAGGCGACUACUAGACAUUCGACAAAGGGAGAAAGGACCGAGAUAUUUUUGUGCCUGAGCAUACCAAGACUAUUCUAUUACUCGUCCUAUUCGGCCGGAGGGAAGAUUUUCAAAUAAAUAAGAGUUACUCAAUAAAUAAUACCAAUUUACUGCAGAGGCUCUUGAUUGGUCGACGAACAAAAUAUACCGUUGUUAUCUGUUUCCUGUUUUGUGUGUGUAUGUCUCUCCGUAUAUUGUGUAAUGUAACCUACGUUCCCUAGCUCUACUCUUUGUGGAUCAUCCCGAAUUUCAUAGUACUUUGUAAGCAAUGAAUAGCUCAGCAGUUUCCAGUGACA